Messenger RNA from Oryza sativa Japonica Group (Japanese rice), 1707 nucleotides. The record is from RefSeq and is a predicted model, not a curated record. NCBI's taxonomy places the organism in Eukaryota, Viridiplantae, Streptophyta, Magnoliopsida, Poales, Poaceae.
UGGGUGUGAUCACCCUUUGAUUGACCCGCACCCGCAUCCCUUUCCCGCAAGGCCGCAACACCGUCCGUCGCCGCCUCCGCCUCGCUCCGAUCCCCAUUCCGCGGUCGCCGCCCGAGUCAAAAAGAGGGGGAAGCUUCUCCCACCAUAGUCCUCCUCCUCCUCCUCCUACUCCCAUCAACGACUAGUCGCGGCGACCAAGAGCCAAACCCUACGCCUCCUCCCCUCCCCCUCCACCUCGUCCUCCCCGCGAGCGGCGGCGGCCAUGGAUUCCUCCUCCGGCGGCGCGGGCGGCGGCGGCGGCGCGCAGAUCAAGGGGAUGGGGACGCACGGGGGCCGCUACGUGCUGUACAACGUGUACGGGAACUUCUUCGAGGUCUCCUCCAAGUACGCCCCUCCCAUCCGCCCCAUCGGCCGGGGCGCCUACGGCAUUGUCUGCGCGGCUGUUAACUCGGAGAACGGCGAGGAAGUUGCCAUCAAGAAGAUUGGCAAUGCAUUCGACAACCAUAUCGAUGCCAAGCGGACACUGAGAGAAAUCAAGCUGCUUCGCCACAUGGACCACGAGAAUAUUAUUGCCAUAAAGGACAUAAUUCGCCCCCCAAGAAGAGACAACUUUAAUGAUGUUUACAUUGUUUCUGAGUUGAUGGAUACUGAUCUCCAUCAGAUCAUACGCUCAAAUCAACCAUUGACUGAUGACCACUGCCAGUACUUCCUGUACCAGUUGCUACGAGGGCUAAAAUAUGUGCACUCGGCAAAUGUCUUGCACCGUGAUCUGAAGCCAAGCAAUUUGUUCCUUAAUGCAAAUUGUGAUCUCAAGAUUGCUGAUUUUGGGCUUGCAAGAACCACUACGGAGACUGACCUCAUGACAGAGUAUGUGGUCACUCGUUGGUAUCGAGCACCAGAGCUGCUGUUGAACUGCUCGCAGUAUACUGCUGCUAUUGAUGUCUGGUCAGUUGGAUGCAUACUUGGUGAAAUUGUGACUCGUCAACCCCUGUUUCCUGGAAGGGAUUACAUUCAGCAACUAAAAUUGAUCACUGAGCUGAUAGGGUCGCCAGAUGACUCAAGCCUAGGGUUUCUUCGGAGUGAUAAUGCAAGAAGAUACAUGAAACAGCUACCACAGUACCCAAGGCAGGACUUCCGCUUGCGCUUCCGCAACAUGUCUGCUGGUGCAGUCGAUCUGUUAGAGAAAAUGCUGGUGUUUGACCCAAGCAGACGGAUAACUGUUGAUGAGGCUCUUCAUCACCCAUACUUGGCUUCUCUUCAUGACAUCAAUGAAGAACCCACCUGCCCAGCACCUUUCAGCUUUGAUUUUGAGCAACCAUCCUUUACUGAAGAACAUAUAAAAGAACUCAUCUGGAGGGAAUCCUUGGCAUUUAAUCCGGAUCCUCCCUACUAAGAGCUCAGAGCAAUUUAUCAAUGCUGGCAUCUGAAGAUCGGUAGCUCUAGAAAAGCCAAAUCCCCUUGCUUUGUGCAUCUAUUAAUUUUAUGCCCACUUGUUGGGCGAAUGAGCAUGGAUUAUUGUUAUAGUGACAAUUUUUCUUAAGGCCUGUCUAAAGAAACAACAUUUGUAUUCCUUAUCAGAUAGCCUGAACUUGGGCCUGUAUUAUACCGGUUGAUUGCAUAACUGUUCUUAUGUAUCUAAGCCUGUAAUUGUCUUCACAAUGGCUUGAACUGCCCGUGUAUAUCUGAGUUGACAUCUUCUCUCUGAUA